Messenger RNA from Tuber melanosporum (Perigord truffle), 1093 nucleotides. RefSeq lists its product as uncharacterized. Gene Ontology annotation, cellular component: nucleolus. Gene Ontology annotation, biological process: negative regulation of transcription by RNA polymerase II; rRNA processing. The record is from RefSeq and is a predicted model, not a curated record. The transcript has 3 exons. Gene Ontology annotation, molecular function: DNA binding. The coding region runs from base 32 to 1093 and encodes 353 amino acids. NCBI's taxonomy places the organism in Eukaryota, Fungi, Ascomycota, Pezizomycetes, Pezizales, Tuberaceae.
CCAUUACCUCCCACCGCCGCAAUUCCCAGAAAUGGUCUCCUUCUCCUGCGAAAUCUGUUCCGACAUCCUCAAAAAGCCUAAACUCGACUCUCACGCUGCGCGCUGUCGUGGGGCCUACUACACAUGCAUUGACUGCUCAAAGACGUUCAUGGAGGGGCAGUGGAAGGGUCAUACCAGUUGUAUUAGUGAGGCAGAAAAGCAUCAGGGGAGUUUCUACAAACCAGAGAAGGGGAAGGCGAAGGGUGGGAAGGGAAUGGAAAAUGGUGCUACUACUGCGGAUACGAUUGUGACUACGACUAUCCCGACAGCGAAGGGCAAGAAGGAAAAGAAGAAGAGAUCUCCGGAAGCAAACGCUACCCCUGCCGCCGAGGUUAGCCAGCCCGAAGCUAAGGAUACCCCGAUAGCCGACGCCCUCCCUUCCGAAUCCCCUGACCGGCCAAAACGCUCCAAGGAGAAAAGGAAAUCCAAAAAGGACAAGAAGGGCAAGAAAGAUAAGAAGAAAUCCGAAGACUCUCCCGCCAAACCGGAAGUUACCCCCGACUCCGCCCCCGCCGUCGAAUCCCCCGACCAGCCGGAUCCCUCCAAUGAGGGGAAAAUGGAAUCCAAAAAAGACGAGAAAGGCAAGAAAUCCGAAGACUUUCUUGCCACACCGGAAGCUAGCCCCAACUCCGCCCCUGCUGCCGGAUCCCCCGACCAGCCGAAACGCCCCAAGGAGGAGAAAAAGGAAUCCAAAAAGGACAAAAAGGGGAAGAAAGGUAAGAAAUCCAAAAGCUCUCUCACCACAACGGAAGCUAGACCCGACUUCGUUCCCGCCGCCGCCGAUUCCGUCGACAACAAGAAGAAGCGUAAGAGCGUCUCUGCGGAGGAGACCCCGGCUAAGAAGAAGAGGAAGAGUGGGGGGGAGGAGAGGGCGAGGAUGAGUCAAGAGAAGCUUGUGGAGCUAGUCGGAGAAGAGGAAUUGGGACUCGUAGGGUUCUUGGAUAGGCUUCAGGAGGAGGUGAGAACUCAUGAUGAAGAUCCCGGGGAGGCGGUGCUUCAAGGGCUACGUAUAAAAGUUGAUGGUGGGAAGGUUGUGCUUUCGUUCGAAGGCUAG